Molecule: messenger RNA, 651 nt
Organism: Coccomyxa subellipsoidea C-169
Lineage: Eukaryota; Viridiplantae; Chlorophyta; Trebouxiophyceae; Coccomyxaceae
Exons: 6
Coding region: 1-651 (216 amino acids)
Source: RefSeq, a predicted model, not a curated record
AUGGUGAAAGAAGUAGCCGUGACGGUGUCCGUUCCAGACUGCAAUGUGCAGGACGACGUGCGCAUAAUUACAUUCUCUGUACCACUCUCAGGCGUUCCUGAUGUGGUCAAGACUGCCAUUGGCUGCAGCACUCUGACUAUCCGGGAGACUCAGCAGAGGGAGUGGCUGGUGGAUGGGUCUCUGAAAGUCACAAGCGAGCCUGUCCUAGACAUUGUGGGUGGAUCCAAAUUCACCACGUCAGCAGAAUUCACAGUGCAAAGUUCUGCAGAUCAGUCAGGCUGCGAGGUGACAGCCAAGGUGCUGUGUGCUGCUGCGGGACCGUGGGGGUUGGUCUCCACCAUAGAGGGCAUCAUGGCGCAGCAGGCCCAGGCCUCUGUGCAGUCCUUCCUGGAGUUCUGCGCCCAGAAGUGCAAGCAGGAGACGCAGCAGCUGCCAGGGUACACCUCUGAUGCAGAGACGGUGGAAUUCUAUCAGGAUGCGGCGGAUACCUUCCUUGGAGCCUACCCUCCUAGUGCUGAACUGGCAGGGAUUGAUCUGCAGAAUCUGGAGCCAAUUUUGGAGCGGCUGGACAUGCAUGCACAGGGCAUGCAGGCAUCUGUCAGGUGCUAUCUGGGGUCAUGGGUCAGGCUACGGCCGCAGCACUUCCGCUAA